Molecule: messenger RNA, 1952 nt
Organism: Conger conger (European conger)
Lineage: Eukaryota; Metazoa; Chordata; Actinopteri; Anguilliformes; Congridae
Gene: tex264a
Product: testis expressed 264, ER-phagy receptor a
Exons: 4
Coding region: 310-1275 (321 amino acids)
Biological process (GO): reticulophagy; protein-DNA covalent cross-linking repair
Cellular component (GO): autophagosome membrane; nucleus; replication fork
Source: RefSeq, a predicted model, not a curated record
GAAAUGGAAUAACUGGUCUGAUUAACCUUCUGUUGUUCUCCAUCGUGAACGUAUGGUAUCUAGAUGCUUGUCAAGCUAUCAGUCGUUAUACAAGGAUCUUCGUUGCAUCUCAUUUGAUCAGUGUAAUUCCAGGGACUUUCCGUGGAUUUUGCUGACUCAAUUUUAUAAGCUAGUGGCACUAGUGGCUUGACUUGGAAGGAAUCCGAUUAGCUCAGGUUAGCUAUCUACAUUUUGACAGUGUCACUCUGGAUAGCGAUACCAGAGGUAAUUCCCGAGUCAGUUCCUGUCGAGCUUGCCAGGUAGCCAGCUAUGUCUGAUCUUUUGAUAUUGGCUUUGAUCGUCUUGCUGAUUGUGAGUCUUCUUGUGACCGUAUUUGGGUUCUUAUUAUACUCGGGACUGCUGUCCGACGUGGACAUCCGGACGGGGUCUCCUCCAAUCAAGAAUAUAACAAUUGCCUACAAAUACAAAGAGGGACCCUACAAAGAGUGCGGAUCAACCUUCACCGAAAGUUGCAGUAUUGGACCCAAGCUUUACUGCAUCGGAGUGUAUUAUGAUGACCCGAAAACGGUGCCUGAUGAGAAGUGUCGAUAUGCAGUGGGUAAUAUUCUGAGUGAGGGAGAGGAGAAGCCGGAUGAAGAGCUUGUGCGCCAGUACAGAAAGUUUGGCUUCAACAUCUUCUCCUUCCCAGAGGUGAAGCAUGCGGUCUCCACCGCCUUCCCCAACAGGACCCCUCUGUCCUACUUACUGGGGAUCUACAGGGUCUACCCCCUGAUGACGGACUACAUCAAGGAACGUCAGCUGGAAGGCAGCUGUUUCCUGGAAAUCUACAAAGAGGAGGUGAUCCAGUACAUGUACCCCCUGUCACAUAUCAAUGACUUCUAUGUGCCUGAGGCCCGUGAGAAGGAGAAGGAGGAGGAGGAGGAGUCUGAGGAAGACGGACAGAUGGAGCUUACAGAGACCUCGCCUUUGCUUCCAGAUGUGGACUCCAGCAGUGACGCCAUCUUGUUGAGUCAGCAGCCGAUGUCAGAGAGCCGUGACGCGCCACUGGCCCCUCCCACUGCGGCGACCCUUCCCGAGCAGGAGCCCGAGGGCGGAGGCUCCAACGGCGACAGGGUCUCCGAGUCGGAGGACAGCGCCUCCUCCUUCGAGGAGCUGGAACUUGAGCUGGGGAGGGGACAGGAGGGCAAAGACUGCCCUCCUGCCACGGAGGCCACCAGCAUGACACCAGACCUCCCCACCAAUGAGCAGUCCACCGUGGGCAAGGAAGAGGAGUAGGAAGAAGGCAGGGGAAAAUGGAUGGGCACAGUGGAUGAUGAGGGUUCCCUUCAUUUUAUUAUUCUUUUCAAUAAUUAACUGAAAAACUCUUAUUGAUUUCAUUUCUCUCAGCGUUGAAACGUUGUCGGUAUUCCCUUAGUAGUGCUCCUCAUAGAAAAAAAUAACAAAUUUGCUGACUGCUUUUGAGGUAAGAAGGAAAACAGGACAUACCAGGGAAAUGAAGGGUAAAAGCUGAGCGACCAUUGCAUCUAACCAUUCAUUCAAAUGCUACCAAUGACAAAGUUAAACAGUAACUAUGCAAGAGGGAUAUUAUUGAAUGAAAGUAAUGUUAUAUGUCGAAAGAAAUAAAUGGCCUUAACAGGUUAUUAUGGAAAGACAGUGUUACUGUCCAUGACUAUUUAGCUUUAUUAUUUUUCAUGUAUAUAUGAGUGUGCUUUAUGUCUGCAGUAAAUGUAUGAGUGACGCAUAGGUAGUGUAGUAUAAAGUUUGAAUUAAUGUGCUGUGGCUUAAGUUCAUUUCUUUCUUUUUAUUUGUCUAUUUACUCAAUAUUUAUUUGGCAUUUGUAAAAUGAACAGAAAAAUCAAGGGCUUUAUAUUUUUUCCCUGAAUUAUUCAUUGUUUUCUCAUCAUUUUGCCUUUAAUUGCUAUGUCACCUUUGAAAUAAAAUACUGUAUUACA